CAAGUUAGCUAGCAGAAUGGCUUGCUAAUUUUAAAUGGUCAAAAAAGCGGCUGUGAAAAAAAGAAAAGGCGAGGAGAAAGCGAGAUAUUUAAAGCUACACUUCCAAAGUGAAGGAACUCUCGAUCAUACAACUAAGCAGCAACAUGUUCCCGAGGCACAUCUUCAUCCUCACACUCUUCCUCUUGUGCUUCCCUCACUGCACACGUCAGUCGUGCACGGACGGGACGCCCAAAGACUGCAAGGAGGCAGAGUUCGCUCCUGGUUCCAAUUUGGCCGGAGAAGGCUUCGACAUCACUAAAAUGGAGCGUAAGGGGGCUUUUGUGCUCGACAUGUCUCAGUGGAAACGCAAGGAUAAAGCUUGCACCCUGUGUAGCAACCCUUACUUGGAGAACAAAAGGCAGAAGUUGCCUCUUUCUGUGGUGGAUUGGAGGGCGAAGCAUUCCUGCAGUGGCAAAGUGUCCAGCAAACUUCACAAAUCCAGCGAGUCUCUGGUCGAUUCCAGCACCUCUUCUGUUGAAAACAACUGGAAGGUGGAUCUAGAAAUGAAUGGGGCUGACAAAAGCGGGUCGGUGAUGCUGGCUGGAACACAGUCCAGGUUGGCUGAAUAUGCAAUGGACAAAACAAAAAGUGACAAGUUUAGCUUUUCUAGUAACAGCAUAACCUGUGAGUAUUACAGCUACAGAGUGUCGAGCGGACCCAGGAUGCACCGAGAGUUCCGCAAAGCCAUCAAGGAGCUUCCUAAGGAAUACAGCCAACAAUACAAGAAAAGAUUUACCAAAUUCAUUGAUAAGUUUGGUACUCAUUAUAUUACAAAGGUGAAACUGGGGGGCAAAGUUGACACCGUGACCAGCAUCAGGCAGUGCGAGGCCAGCCUGCAGGGUCUCACCUCCGAGGAGGUUCAGAUGUGUCUGGAAGCUGAGGCAUCUGCAAACAUCAAAGUUAACGCAAAAGCAGAAGUGAAGCACUGCAAGAAAGAUACCAGCAAGAUGGAGAACAAGGACACGUUCUCAGACCUCUUCAGGGACAGACUGACAGAAAUCAGAGGCGGUCACACCACAGAACCAGACCUUCUGUUCUCUGCUAACAAAAAUCCAUCCGCCUACAAGGAAUGGUUGACCAGCGUGCCGCAAUAUCCCGACAUCCUGUCAUACUCUCUCGACUCUCUUCAUGAGUUACUCAGUCCGAAAGACCCUGCCAGGAAAAACCUUCGUUCCGCCAUCAGUCAUUACAUCCUGGAGAAAGGCCUCAUGAAGAACUGCAGCGAACCCUGCAAGGCCGGAAUCAAGAGCGACUCAAGAGAUUCGUGUGUCUGCCUGUGCCACAACGAGCCCGCUGUGAACCCAGACUGCUGUCCAACCCGGAAGGGCAUGGCCCGGGUCAUCAUUACUAUACAGCGAGCCUUCAAUCUCUGGGGGGACCACUCCACCGCCACAGACGGCUAUGUGAAGGUCCUGAUCAACAAUCAGCAGGUUCAUCGCACUCCUGUUAUCAACAACAACAACAAUCCACACUGGGAGUACACCCUCGACCUGGGCUCGCAGGAUCUGUCCUCCUCCAAGAUCGUCCGCUUUGAAGUUUGGGAUCAGGACAGUGGCUGGGACGACGACCUUCUGGGAGCGUGCGAGCAAGUUCUGACUUCCGGAGGGAAGCAGGAUGUGUGCGCCAUGCAGAACGGCAAAUUCUACUACAAAUGGGAGGUGAAGUGUGCUCCAAGUCUGGGAGGAAAGUCGUGCAUGGACUAUCAGCCUUCACCCAUGAAUCAAAAUCUGAGGAAGCUGUACAAAUCCCGACACGCUCAUCCCAUUCCAGAGUCUGUUCUGUUGAGCAUGGGGGUGUUUGUGGAUGAAAGUCGCUCAUCCAGGAAUCUCACUCACAACUUAACUGAAAAGUAAACAUCAAAGUUAUGAGUGGCUGCCGAACACCACCAGGUUGGACCAUAACAUGCCAACAGUGAACAUUCAGUCCUAGACCCAAUCUGAAGUCUUCCCUUCUCCCUACCCCUACAUUUGAAGGGGGAGUUUACGUGUAAGUGUGUCCGGGAAAUGUAUUUUUAAAUCCGACCUUCCAAAUGGAGGGAUAUAAAGUCCUCCCCUUGAGAAUAAACCGCUCAGAGGCGCUUUUCUUCACAUGAGUGGGUUCUGAAGCACAGAUCUUAAACUUAAAUGUAAGUAAUGACUUUUUGUUGUAGAAUGACCUUUAUAAAGUUAUAAAACCAUGUAUAUUCAAGCACUGGAAGCUCCAUGCUAAAGCUAGUGGGCUGGCAAUUAUUGAUGACGUCAUUGAUGAAAGUAAUGUCCGAAAUAUGAGACACAAUUUUAUUAGAACUCUCCGUUUGGAGACCCAAAUGAAGGGGAAGGGCCAAGGGCUAGGGAGAAGGGAAGAAUUCAAAUUCGGCCCUAGAGUCUUUCAAGAAUCCACCAGAACUUAAUCUUUGUUUAACUUUAUCACUGUGGCCAAUAUCUGUCAUUUUCUCUUUCUAACCUUAAUUUCAUCUUUAAGGAUAUAUUCUUAAAAAAGCAUGUCUGCAAAACUGUUCAAAUCCUUUUCAUAUUUAACUUAAUAAAUAUAAAAUGUUUGAUGUAUUUAAUAAUGUGUGUUUUUCUGGUUUUGUGUUUGUAUUUUUAGAAUAAAGUCAAAACAUCUCA
Molecule: messenger RNA, 2645 nt
Organism: Oryzias melastigma (Indian medaka)
Lineage: Eukaryota; Metazoa; Chordata; Actinopteri; Beloniformes; Adrianichthyidae
Product: perforin-1
Exons: 5
Coding region: 144-1892 (582 amino acids)
Biological process (GO): leukocyte mediated cytotoxicity
Molecular function (GO): calcium ion binding; pore-forming activity
Source: RefSeq, a predicted model, not a curated record